UAAAACUUAAAUCUCUCUUCCGAUUCGUCAAAUAACGCCUGCCAUUUCCUCCAUCUUCCUCCUCAAUUCCGCAGAAGGGGAAUUCCAAUUGGAAACUCCGGGACGGCGACCGCCACGAGGAAGAGGAACUGCCACCCUCGACCGGCGUCGGCGGCGACUACGACGACGAUGGUUGCGGUGGCGCUGUACCAGAUGUUGGCGUUGGUGGCUUCACCAGCUGUGACUACUGCUUCGUGGAGGAGCUGCUUCGCUCUGCUUUUCCCACUCCUUUUCGUCGCAUCCUUCACCUUGGCUGCUGUCGCUGGCGGCGUCCCGGGAGCCGGCAACGGAGUUUUCAGCGUCAAAUACCGGUACGCCGGUAUGGAGCGCACUCUCAGUGACCUCAAAGCUCACGACGUUCGCCGCCAGCUCCAAAUUCUCGCCGGCGUCGAUCUUCCGCUCGGUGGUACCGGCCGUCCCAAUGGCGUCGGGCUUUACUAUGCCAAGAUUGGAAUUGGGACGCCUUCGAACGAUUACUAUGUGCAAGUGGAUACAGGAAGUGAUAUCAUGUGGGUCAACUGUAUUCAGUGCAAAGAGUGUCCUAAAACAAGCUCACUUGGUAUAGAUCUCACUCUGUAUGAUAUAAAUGAGUCGGCUUCUGGAACCUUGGUUACUUGUGAUCAAGAGUUUUGCUCGGAGGUUAAUGGCGGCCCAUUGUCAGGAUGUACAGCAAACGUGACCUGUCCAUAUUUAGAGAUAUAUGGGGAUGGGAGCUCUACUGCAGGCUACUUUGUCAAGGAUGCUGUGCAGUAUGACAGAGUUUCUGGAGACCUUGAAACUGCCUCAGCAAAUGGAAGCGUGAUAUUUGGAUGUGGUGCUAGACAAUCAGGGGAUCUGGGCUCAUCUACUGAAGCAGCACUUGAUGGGAUACUUGGAUUUGGAAAAGCCAAUUCAUCAAUGAUUUCUCAGUUGGCCGCUACUGGAAGAGUGAAAAAGAUAUUUGCUCACUGCUUGGAUGGUGAAAACGGGGGUGGUAUUUUUGCUAUUGGGCAUGUUGUGGAGCCAAGAGUUAAUAUGACGCCGAUCAUACAAGACCAGCCCCAUUACAAUGUCAAUAUGACGGCAGUUCAAGUUGGUCACGAUAUGCUAAACCUUCCAGCAGAGGUAUUUGAUGCCGGUGACAAAAAGGGGGCAAUCAUUGAUAGUGGUACAACACUGGCUUAUCUCCCAGAAAUGGUUUAUAAGCCUUUGGUAACUAAGAUAAUAUCCGAGCAACCUAAUCUAAGGGUUCAAACUGUCCACGAUGAAUAUACAUGUUUUCAGUAUUCUGGAAGUCUGGAUGAUGCAUUUCCAAACGUGACUUUCCAUUUUGAAAAUUCACUCUUACUGAGGGUGUAUCCACACGAAUAUCUGUUCCCUUUUGUAAGUAUACCACUCUGUAGUUUCUGGUUCUUUUUCAUUUCCCAGUCAAAAUACUCAACUAACUGGUUUGAUCCUUGAUUAUGUGGAUAUUUUGCUUCAAUUCUUUUCUGCCACUUAUAGAAUCGCUGUUGUUGUAUAGCUUCACCCAAAAGUUUCUGGCUGACAAGCAAACUCCAUAAUGGGACAGGGCUUCUGUGAAAAUGGCAUAAUCCUUGAAAUAUAACCUGUAAACCAUGACCAGGCUCUCAGUUCAGUAGAGGGCUACUGGUGUCUUGGUUGGCAAAACAGUGGACUGCAAUCAAGGGAUAGAAGGAACAUGACUUUGUUGGGAGAUUUAGUACUCUCAAAUAAAUUGGUGUUGUACGAUCUCGAAAAGCAAGCCAUUGGAUGGACAGAGUAUAACUGCUCAUCGACCAUUACCGUGCAGGAUGAGAAGACCGGAACAGUACAUUUAGUGGGAUCCCACACCAUUCCAUCCUCUGCAUCCAGAUUCAGCGCGGAAUGGGCCGUAGUACUCUUGUUGCUAAGUGCAUUGCUGCUGCUAUAGCGAUUUUCCUUUACUACUGCCGCGACAUACACGGAACAGUACUGGUAAAACAGAACGCAAGAUCAAGAAAAAAACUUUCUACUGAAAAGGAGAUGAUGAGUAGAUGAUUGGUAGAAGUAGAAGAUAGUGUUUUACUCCCACACCUUGGCUUUGGGUAAAUAUUUUGCUCGUCCAUAGCGAGUUGUGGGGGGGAGCUUUUAUAGAGAGAGCUUACUACAGCUAGGCUUGGUAAUUGGUGUAAAUAGACUCAGGUUUGAUCACAUUGGCCUAGGAGGUUACUCUGAUGAACACGAUAUCAGAUCAUUUUUAUGUAACUGGUUGAUGCUUGAUAGAUAAAUAGAUUUCCUUUUUGCCUUCCCCUCAUCUGCAUCUUUGCCUUGGCAUUCUGCAUACAGGGAACUUCGGUAUGCCCGAUCCAUAUACAGUGCUUCAAUUUGGCUCCUUUAACGGUCGAUUCAGGGAAAUGUU
This is a messenger RNA of Linum tenue, 2416 nucleotides long. The record is from the annotation of a GenBank genome assembly. NCBI's taxonomy places the organism in Eukaryota, Viridiplantae, Streptophyta, Magnoliopsida, Malpighiales, Linaceae.